GAACUAGACCUGUUUGGUUCUUGGGUAGUGAUGAUCACUCCAUACAGAAAAGUAAUGGUGGAGGUCAGAAGUGGGGAGUAAGAGAGGGGAUGAAGAUGCUAGUAACCUCAUCACUGUUCACUGUCAGCCCUCGACCGAUACUGCCACCCUCACCAGUCGAGACAUCCAGCAAAACAACAUCCAUCAGCACUGCUACUGUUGUUACAGUAAAGGAGGGGCCCUCACCUCCACCACCUGUUCAAACUCAACAUCCACCUCCAUUAUUCCUCAAACCGUCACUGGAGAAGGAAGUAGAGAGCUGGCCCGACAACUCGCAGCAUGGCUCUCCGGUACCGAGGCCUGUCGGACGAGGCAAGCGGCUCACCGAGGGUGGCAACACUCCCACAUCUACUUCAUCUUCUACCCCUACUCCCACCCCUACCACACACCCUCCUGGCAGAUUGAUGGACCGGGCACACACUUUAAGUCUCAGUCCUGUCAGGAGCGUCUCUUGCCAGUCGGAAGUUCUGGGAAGCCUG
Messenger RNA from Homalodisca vitripennis (glassy-winged sharpshooter), 518 nucleotides. RefSeq names its product proline-rich receptor-like protein kinase PERK8. The annotation marks the transcript as partial. The transcript is spliced from 3 exons. Lineage: Eukaryota; Metazoa; Arthropoda; Insecta; Hemiptera; Cicadellidae. The record is from RefSeq and is a predicted model, not a curated record.